UCUUCACUGUCAUUUAUGUAUUUGUUUGUUUUAUUCAUUAUCUCUUUCUUUGGAUUUGGUGAACUUUGUGCCCCAGAAGUGCCAAAAGCUGACCUCUGAGCUUUCACACGCCCAUUCCGUCGCACGCACGCCCACCAUUUCCCGCAUCUCAUCUUUUUCUUCUCUCUCCCGCCUGCACCCUCGCUCCCCCCCCGCAGGAGCCGCCACGCCCGUGAGGAAGAUCUCCGCCCACGAGUUCGAGAAGGGCGGCCUCUUGAAGCCCAUCGUGACCACCAUCGACGGCACGCCCACCUUCCUCUCGCCCGCAGCCGAUGCCGAGAACGUCGCCAUUCUCGCCAAGGUCCGGCGGAAGUCGCGGACGGAGCUGAAGGGGCUGGACGAGCGGCAGCUGAUCUUCGAGCUGGUCAAGGACAUCUGCAACGACCUGGACGUGCGCUCGCUGUGCCACAAGAUCCUGCAGAACGUGUCGAUCCUCACCAGCGCUGACCGGUGCUCGCUCUUCCUCGUGCAGGGGGACAAGGAGUCGGGUAACCGGUGCCUGGUGUCCACCCUCUUCGACGUGAAUCCGGACUCGACGGUGGAGGAGAUGGAGGAGAAGGAAGAGAUCCGCAUUCCCUGGGGGUCCGGCAUCGUGGGCUACACGGCCGAGUCCGGAGCCAUGGUCAACAUUCCGGACGCCUAUCAGGACCCGAGGUUCAACCCAGACAUUGAUGGCAUGACAGGCUACAAGACCCGCUCGAUGCUGUGUAUGCCCAUCAAGGACAGCGCUGGCGAGGUCAUCGGCGUCGCGCAGGUGAUCAACAAGCACCAGGAACCUUGCUUCACAGUCAGCGACGAGAAGGUGUUCGAGUCUUACCUCCAGUUCUGUGGGAUUGGACUCAGGAACGCCCAGCUGUACGAGCGCUCGCAGCUGGAUGUCAAGAGGAACCAGGUGAUGCUGGACCUUGCACGAAUCAUUUUUGAGGAGCAAAGUACAAUAGAACAGAUGGUCUACCGCAUCAUGACGCACACACAGAGUUUACUGCAGUGUGAACGUGUGCAGAUCCUUUUGGUGCAUGAAGCAUCUCAGGGAACCUUUUCACGAGUGUUUGACUUGGAGGUGAAGGAUCUGCAGGGAAAGGAUGCCGAGACCCGCACAAGUCCCUUUGAGUCUCGCUUCCCCAUCAACAUUGGUAUCACAGGCCAUGUUGCCACUACAGGGGAGACAGUCUGCAUACCAGAUGCCUAUCAGGACUCCAGAUUUGACCAGUCAGUGGACGAACACACCAACUUCCGGCACCGUUCCAUCUUGUGCAUGCCCAUCAGAAACACGGCAGGCAAAAUUGUGGGUGUUGUCCAGCUGAUCAAUAAAUUUGACAACCUCCCCUUUACCACCAAUGACGAGAAUUUCCUAGAGGCCUUUGCCAUCUUCUGUGGGAUGGGCAUUCACAACACACGAAUGUAUGAAAAGGCUGUGAUAGCAAUGGCCAAGCAGAAAGUUACCCUAGAAGUGCUUAGCUACCAUGCUGCAGCUCCAAGAGAAGAUGCACUGAAACUAAUGAAAGUGAAGAUCCCUUCAGCUCAGGCCUUCAGAUUGUAUGAUUUCAAGUUUGAUGACUUUAGCUUAGAUGAUGAUGGAAGUUUAAAGGCUUGCCUUAGGAUGUUCCUGGACUUGGACCUCAUAGGAAGGUUCCAUAUAGAGUAUGAAGUCCUGUGUCGUUGGUUGUUGAGUGUCAAGAAGAACUACCGCAAUGUCACAUAUCACAACUGGCGGCAUGCAUUCAAUGUUGCACAGAUGAUGUUUGCCAUCAUUACAACUACCCAGUGGUGGAAGGUGCUGGGUGAACUCGAGUGCCUGGCCCUCCUUGUUGCCUGCUUGUGCCACGACCUCGACCAUCGGGGCACCAACAAUUCAUUUCAGAUCAAGGCCUCAUCACCUCUGGCACAGCUCUACACAACAUCCACCAUGGAGCACCACCACUUUGACCAGAGUGUCAUGAUCCUCAACUCAGCUGGCAAUCAGAUCCUGAGUAAUUGUACCCCAGAUGAAUAUUCACGGGUCAUUAGCGUGCUCGAGGAUGCGAUUCUGGCAACAGACUUGGCAGUGUACUUUAGAAAAAGGGGAGACUUCUUUACCUUGGUAAACAAAAACCAGUAUGACUUUGCAAAGGAGGAGAACCGCGAACAGCUGCGAGGAAUGAUGAUGACCAUCUGUGACAUCGCGGCCAUAACAAAGCCAUGGAACAUCCAGAAAAAGGUUGCAGAACUUGUAGCUGGAGAAUUCUUUGAGCAGGGAGACAUAGAGAAAGAAGAGUUGAAAAUUACUCCAAUUGAUAUGAUGAAUCGGGAGAAGAAGGACAAAUUACCAAUAAUGCAAGUUGGAUUUAUAGACUCCAUAUGCAUGCCAGUAUAUGAGGCAUUUGCCAAUCUCAGUGAUGAAUUAAAACCUCUGCUUGAUGGAGUUCAAGACAACAGACAAAAUUGGCAGAGUCUGGCUGACGAAGUGACGCAGAAGGAAGCCACAGCGAACAAUAACAAUAAUAACAACAACAAUAACAGUAGUGGUGCAAGCACAAAUGCAGAAAAUAAUGCAGCCACCAAUUGAUAGAUGCAAAUUUCUUAGCAAGAGACCAUAGAAACCACCAGCGAUGUGAAAUAUUUAUCAGAGAGAACUGAUAGUAACUGUAAGAAGUGAAAAGGUUUUCAACACUUUGCAGGAUUUGGGAAUGAGUUUCAUGUUCAGAACAGGUGCACAUAUAUUGAAAUACGACAUACUAUUGUCACCUUAAAAUAAGGUUCCUUGAUUGUGUUUGACAUUGGAACUGAACAUGUAUGAACUAUAUACACUUUCCCCAGUGCAAAAUAGAAGUGUUCAAGAUAUUUAAUUGUGGUAACAUAUUGAUCUGCAUUAUAUUUUAAUCAGGAAAUUAUGUGUUCGGAGUUUCUUAUUCAGUUAUCAGAAUGGUCAGCUAGGUCAGGACAUUCACGUGUCAUUACUUAAGGCAUUGGACUUUACCAAGAGAAACACAAAGGUCAUUGAACUUCGAUGGCUGUACAGUGAAAGGCAUUGAAAGGUCUGAGCCAUUUAUCAUAGUUUAAUAGGGAAUAUUUAAUUGUCAUUAUAUUAUUAUCAUUAUCAUUAUUAAUGAUGUUGAUAUUAUUAUUAUCAUUAUUAUUGUUAUUAUUAGUUUUUUUUUCUAAUGAAUUAUUUGUCUUAAUGUUUUAUGUUUUGUUAUUGAUAUUAAUUAUUAAUUAUAAUUUGUAACUAAUUAAUUAUUAUUAUUAUUGUUACUAUUAUUUAUUGUAUUAUUGUUCACAUUCUCAUUAUAUUUUUGUGUCAUUGUCAUUAGAUUUCAUCAGAAUUCUUUUAUUAAUAUUAUUGUUUUCACCAUAAUUUUUAUCAUCAUCCUUCUUAUGAUUGAUAUUUUAUAUGUUAUUGUUUUUUUCCAUUAUUAUUAUUAUUAUUAAUUUCAUCAUUGCUGCAGUCAUUAUUUUCAUUAUCACAGAAUAAAAGAUAAAGACCAUAAUUAUGUUAUAUUAAUGUAAAAUAGUAAUGUAAUGAUAUAUGCUAUUUUUCUCUCUGGAUUUAUACUGGUAAAAUAAAAAUGGGUGUAUCGUAUCGUGUAUUAGUUGUAUAGUGUAUUGUAGAAAGAUUUAGCAUUAAGAAGCUGUGUUUUUUUAUAUUAGAAGAAACACAAGACAGUGUGAAUUUUGAAAGCAGUCUCUAAUAUAAAAAUUUUCAGGUACAAGAUAUUAUAGUUUGAUAUGUGGUAUUUCCCACUGCAAAGAAUCGUCAUAUCUCAAUGGCAUAGUAUCUGCGUAGUGUUUUCUAGGCACAAGUGUUCCAUAUGUGUAUAUUACUUUAUUGUGAAUAACAGUAAUUGGGAUGAAGAUAUGAUGGGAGAUUUGUGCCUAUCUGUCGGGAUACAGAUGCAUAUUCUGUUAAGACCUCCCUCCCACAAUAAGAUAUAUAUUUUUUG
Messenger RNA from Penaeus indicus, 3959 nucleotides. It is a transcript of the gene Pde11, whose product is annotated as dual 3',5'-cyclic-AMP and -GMP phosphodiesterase 11-like. The transcript is spliced from 17 exons. NCBI's taxonomy places the organism in Eukaryota, Metazoa, Arthropoda, Malacostraca, Decapoda, Penaeidae. Gene Ontology annotation, molecular function: 3',5'-cyclic-GMP phosphodiesterase activity; 3',5'-cyclic-AMP phosphodiesterase activity; protein binding. The record is from RefSeq and is a predicted model, not a curated record. Gene Ontology annotation, biological process: signal transduction. The annotation marks the transcript as partial.